AUGCCGGCGAGUCGCCCAAAUACAGUAGAGUUUGGAGAUGAGGGUUAUAUAGAAUUUACUACUAAGGUGGUUGAUGAUGAGGCCACAGAGGAUGAGAUGGAUCUCUCUGAUGGCCAAGCUUUACUUAGGAGGAGGCCAGUUCCUACAGCACAGCCUGAGAGUUCUUCUCAGGCUGAGAUUAGACCUAACAUGAAGGAAGUGGUAAUGAAGGAAGUGAUAAAAUUGCUAGAUGCGGGAAUCAUCUACCCCAUCUCUGAUAGUAAGUGGGAUGUUCCAUUCAAUUUUGAUGAAGCUUGUAUGAAAGCUUUCAUUAAACUUCGUACUCUCCUCUCAUCUGCCCCAAUAAUGAAACCGCUUAAUUGGUCUCUUUCGUUUGAGAUCAUGUAUGAUGCAUCCGAUUAUGCAUUAGGCGCGGUUUUAGGCCAACGUGUGGACAAGCUCCCAUACGUCAUUUAUUACGCUAAGUUUGACAUUGAAAUCCGGGACAAAAAAGGGGCAGACAAUGUUGUCGCCGAUCAUCUCUCUCGCUUACUCAUUGAAAAAUCUUCCGAUUUCGCCGCUGUCCGUGAUUCCUUUCCGGAUGAACAACUCUUCCAGAUUUCCCAUGCAAAUCUUCCAUGGUUUGCGGAUAUUGUUAACUACCUUGCGGUAGGUAAAAUUCCAACUCAUUGGUCCAAACAAGAGAAGGACCGGUUCUUCUCCCAAGUCAAGCAUUUCUUUUGGGAAGAUCCGGAACUAUUCAAAUACUGCCCGGACCAAAUAAUCCGGCGAUGUAUUCCCGAAACUGAGACCACAAGCAUCCUCAAUUUCUCUCAUACUCUUGCUUGUGGAGGCCAUUUCACGGUGGACUAUGUUUCCAAAUGGGUGGAAGCCGCGACCACCAGAACCAGUGAUCAUAAAGUCAUGAUUAAGUUCAUUCAAUCUAACAUCUUUAGUCAUUUUGGUACGCCCCGAGCAAUCAUCAGCGAUGACGGAUCACAUUUCAGAAAUCAUUAUCUUAAAUCCGUCCUUUCUAAGUAUUCCGUCAUUCAUAAGGUUGCUACACCUUACCAUCCUCAAACGAGU
This is a messenger RNA of Cornus florida, 1065 nucleotides long. RefSeq lists its product as uncharacterized. The annotation marks the transcript as partial. The record is from RefSeq and is a predicted model, not a curated record. Gene Ontology annotation, molecular function: nucleic acid binding. Gene Ontology annotation, biological process: DNA integration. The transcript is spliced from 5 exons. Lineage: Eukaryota; Viridiplantae; Streptophyta; Magnoliopsida; Cornales; Cornaceae.